AGAAAGAGAGAGAGAGAGACAGACACAGAGAGAUAGAGAGAGAGAGAGAGAGAGAGAGAGACUGCACUGUGUGGGAGCUGUUAGACCCGUAUGCAAGGCUUUUCUUUGCAUUUGUUGGAGAUUUUGGCUCGCAGCCCAACUGGCGUUUUUGUAUUCAAGUCAUGAUCGCAGAGUCCAUGCGCUUCCCCGAGCUGCAUCGGCUGCCAGCCGCUUGGAACGAUCCCAGAAUUCCCUGCUGACAUGUACAGAAACAGUCCCACAGAGAUGAUGAUGGUGAUGAAGGAACAGAAGGACGCUGAGCUCGAUAAAAAGAUUGAGGCCUUACGAAAGAAAAAUGAAGCGCUUAUGAAACGCUAUCAGGAGGUGGAGGAAGAUAAAAAGCGUGCAGAACAGGAAGGGAUGUCACUGCACAGCGGGAAGGGAAAAUCUGAUGAUCUGACCAUCACCAUCAAUAACGAGCAGCGUGUUGUGACUAAGAGGUCGGGACUUGGAGGGCCAAACACCACAUCACAGCAGGAGAAGGAGCCCGGAGAUCCUGAAUCCAGAGUCUUCAGUAUUGGAAGAGGAAAGAGACGACAGCUGCUCGUCACAACAUCAGGAAACAUCAAGGGUAAGAGAGUGUUUGGUGAAAGGAAGGACAGGAAUCGCCCUUCGAGUCCAGUGAGGUUGAAACCAUCUGUUAAGGAUGUGCCACGAGUGAAACGCCCUCCGUCUACAAAAACUCAGGAGGACACAGGGAAACAGAAUGUGAAGAGUCAAUGUGAGGAGUCUCGUGGCGUCUCUCAGAGUGAUGAUUUUGUUCUGGCCACUGAAGGGUUUGAUGCACCAAUUCUCGGUGAAUCGAACCUUCUCUCGUCCAGACGAGAGCAGCUCGAGUACCUGCGAUGGAAGAAAGAGCGCGAGAAGAUCGACCGAGAGCGCGUCGCCCGACACAAAAACUCCAAAGGCCAGUGGAGGAGAGCCUGGGACCUGGAGAAGAGUGAGCUGAUGUUUUCUGAAAAAGUACAUGGAGGAACAGAGAGCGAAACGCACAACAGAGGUCAUCAUCAAGCGCGGGACAGGAAGGCUAAGAGUGUUCCGGUGAUGGGCAGUAAAGCAAUGGGUAAAGACCGUCUGACGGGUCGAGCCAGAAGAUGGGACGCUGAAGAACAACUGCAGGUUUAUCAAGGGAGCAGUCUACAAGCGUUUCUGGAGGAACUAGACGCUCUUUGUGGUCCUGAGGUGGAAGACAUCAAUCCAGACACUGAAAACCAAGAUGUUGCCAUAAAGCCCUGCGCAUCUGAAGACUCGUUCAAAACACAGAAAACCAUCAGUAUCGUGACCUCUGAUUGGACAGAAGACGAGAAUGGACGUAUUUCCAGAGAAAUGCCUCAUUCAGAGACGUCCUGUCUCAAGGCCACAGAGAAAAAGGUACGGUUUUUAGAAGAGCCUAUUGAUGAUGAUAGUGUUGCUAUGGAAACCAAGGCCAGCAUGCUGAAAACACAUGCACAGGGUAUGAGCGGCUCCACCCGGGAAAACAUUAAACAAAUGUUGACACAAAAUAAAGAUAACAGUGAAUGUGUCCAGGAAGCCAAGUCAGCAGACACGCCCCUCAAAGGUACUGAGGUGAGACUAACCUCUUCAGAACAGGAAAUCUGCGAGAAGAAACUUCCAGAAGUAAAUCCUGGAACUGAAGUCACUGAAAAUGAAGCCAGUGAAGCAUCUUGUCCCAGAUCCAGAUCAGGAAAUGUUUGCGUAUCAGUAGAACAGGGCCAGAACCAGCCCGUGGAACAUACCAAGAACUGCUCGUCAAGAGGAAAUGAAGAUCUGAUUGACUCCAGUCGGUCUGUCUUGAGUCUGGAGUCUGAAAACCCUCUUCCAGACCACAACACCAGCACUGAUAUGGCAAGACAGAAUGGGAAAGUUGUUUAGAUGGAAACUGACGUCUGGACUGAACCUUAAACCAAAACGAAAGAAGAAUGGAAACAGCAUUUGCCUUUUUUUUUUAUUUGACUCCAGUUCAGGCGAGUUUCAUUUCUGGUGGAGCAAAGUCACUUAUCUGACUCUUUAAAACUACCGUAUUGAAGAACCAUUUUAGCAUUGGAAAAGGCUGAACUUUGAGUAAUUUAUUGAAGUCUGAAGGUUGACUGAUGACAAACACAGUAUGUGAUUUAUUAAAUUUGGUUUCAGAUUGGUUUAAAGACGGUUAUCGCACUGAGCUGCCAAAUCGAAAGGACGGACACUUUUGUGUCUUUGGUGGAACUUUAAAAGAGGCACCACAAACCAUUUGAAUGUGUUGCUUAGUUUAUUGGAACAAACCCAUAGACACGUGAAAAUGCAUUGAGAUUCAUAUAGCACACGGACUAACUGACUAACAUGACGAGCCCUAGUUUUAUACACGCAUGACUGUCGUACUCUUAAACACAACCUGACAAAGGCCUCUUGGUUGCCACGAUUGGCUAAUAAUCUAUAAAGCGUUUCUACUUUACAAGCACACGUGUCACGGGGUUUCGGAAGUUGUGUGGAAUUUCAAAAGUUCACGUGGAUUGUUAAGGUAUGUUAAUUAGCACUUUAUUUUAUACGAAUGUUACAUCUGAAAUGUUGCCAGAAAAGUGGAAUGAUUUGUUUGGUUUUUCUUAUCUAGGCUAUUUCAGUUUUUUAUCUGAUCUUUUGCAAAGCAGAAGCCUUUAAAUUAUUUUAUUUGACAUAUUAGCACAACAUGUUUACUACUUGAAUAUGCACAAUUGUUUGUUUGUUUUUUGCUAACAUAUGGGUAACGUUAAAGCAAGUUGUCUUGCCCGAUGUAAUUUAGUAUUUAAAUUAAUAAGUUGUUGGUUGUGACUAUAAAAUGUCAUUGUACUUGACAACAUUUCAGCAUUUAAGAGUCUAAAUGUUUUGGACUUUUGGUCGUGUUACAGUUUGAUUUAGGAAGACACGAAGACACCAUAAUGGGGCUUUUCCACUGCACGGUAAAACUCGACUCAACUCUGCUCGCUUUUUUGGGGGUUUUCCAUUGUGGAUCGCACCUGGUACCUGGUACUUUUUUAGUACCAACUCAGUCGAGGCUCCAAGCGAGCUGAGCCGAUACUAAAUGUGACGUCAAAAUCCUGCAGAUCACUGAUUGGUCAGAGAGAAUCGUCACUACCGGCGUCACGUGACAUCAACAUGCUAGUUUAAAUGUUAGCAACAGCGAUAGCAGUAUCAUUUGUUCACUUGAUUGUAAACAGAAAUGGCUGUGAGCAAAACCACGCCGUGGUCAAUAAAUGAGGUGCAGACGGUCCACUCGUUAGUGAUGAACGAAACGAAAAAGUAUUUUAGGAAGUGUCUCAGAUGUUGGCCGCACACGGCUACCACCGGACCUGCCAACAGUGAAGGGAAAUGUUAAAAACACUUAAAAGUGACGACAGAUCCAUCAAAGAAACGUGGAAGUGAUUUGACCAAAUGGACGCUAUCUAGACCGGCGAGCAAUGGGACGGAGAGUGCGCUGGACUCGGUCAUGGCGUUGUUGGAGUCCACAAUGGAGGAUGGGACGUUUUGUUAGGUUAACUCUAUACUCUGAUUGAAAGCUUCACUUUAUUUAGUUGACCAGCUACUGGAAGCUUCUAAAACAACCAGACCAAUUGAACUUUUACACUUGUGUAAAAUUACCAUGAACAUCUGCUUUAUGCAGCACAAUGAGCUAGCAGCUAACAGCUAGCGCUCAUGUUAUUGUUUUGGUCAGUUUGUGUCAUGUUUAAGAUGAUGUCACUGCAGUAGAGGUGGCGUUACUAUGACGAUCAGCCUAUAAUCCCACCCACGUUGAGGCGGCACUAAACUGCAGUGGAAACGCAAGCUCAGAAAAGUCAAGCGAGUCGAGUUGAGGCGAGUGCAGCGGAAAAGUGCCCUAAGGGUUUGUAUAAAGUGACUAGAGUUUGAUUUAUAUUUUACUGUGACUUUAAUUAAGCAUUUUGCAUUCAUCCAGGUUUGAAAUGAAAAUGUAUUGUACAUAAUUUGAAAUAUAUAUAUAAUAAAAAUAAAAU
Molecule: messenger RNA, 3998 nt
Organism: Xyrauchen texanus (razorback sucker)
Lineage: Eukaryota; Metazoa; Chordata; Actinopteri; Cypriniformes; Catostomidae
Product: coiled-coil domain-containing protein 9B-like
Exons: 13
Coding region: 241-1911 (556 amino acids)
Source: RefSeq, a predicted model, not a curated record